This is a messenger RNA of Struthio camelus australis, 3641 nucleotides long. Lineage: Eukaryota; Metazoa; Chordata; Aves; Struthioniformes; Struthionidae. The record is from RefSeq and is a predicted model, not a curated record.
GAACCUGGAUCACUUCUCUGACAAUAUGGAGGAUUUCUCCAACGAGCUCUUCAGCAGUUUCUUCGAUGAUCCUGUACUGGCUGAAAAGAACCCGCUGCUGGACAUGGACCUGGAUCCACCCACUCCAGGCAUCCAGGCAGAGCACAGCUACUCCCUCAGUGGAGAUUCUGCUCCCCAGAGCCCCCUCAUGCCUGUCAAGACUGAAGAUAAUGCUAACGAGCUGGAGAAUGGAGUAUGGUCUCUGGGGCCCAAGCUCUGCUCCAUCAUGGUGAAACAGGAACAGAACCUGGCUCUAGACCUGCCUGAGUCCCAGCUAGCUGCCAGCUCCAUACCAAUGCUGAACCUCAACCCUCUGCAGAGACUGCCGGCCCCCGAGGAGACUCCCAUAGAAAUGACUCCAGCUCCUGUGAUCAAAGCUGAGCCCAAAGAGGUGAACCAGUUUCUAAAUGUACCUGCAGUAGAUGACCUGGUGCAGAUGCCUCCAACUCCCCCCAGCAGCCACGGCAGUGACAGCGAUGGAUCCCAGAGCCCCCGGUCCCUGCCUCCCUCCAGCCCAGCCCGACCCGCUGCUCGCUCUUCUACUGCCAUCUCCUCCUCACCUCUCCUCACAGCACCACAUAAGUUACAAGGGACCUCUGGCCCUCUGCUCUUGACUGAAGAGGAGAAACGCACCUUGAUUGCCGAGGGCUACCCCAUACCUACCAAGCUACCCCUCACCAAAGCAGAGGAGAAAGCACUGAAGAGGGUCAGGAGGAAAAUCAAGAACAAGAUCUCUGCUCAAGAGAGUCGCAGAAAGAAGAAGGAAUAUGUGGAGUGUCUAGAGAAAAAGGUUGAGACAUACACGACAGAAAACAAUGAACUCUGGAAAAAAGUGGAGACCUUAGAAAAUGCAAACAGGACUCUGCUCCAGCAGUUACAGAAGCUGCAGGCUCUGGUGGCUGGGAAGGUCUCCAGACCUUACAAAAUGGCUUCCACACAGACUGGGACCUGCCUAAUGGUGCUGGCGCUCUGUUUCGUUCUGAUCCUGGGAUCCAUGAUGCCCUGUCUCCCUGAGUUCUCCUCAGCAUCACAGACAGUGAAAGCAACACCAGCACCAGACAUUUACACAACUAGUAAGAUUCAGUCGCGGAGCCUCCUGUUCUAUGAUGAGGGUGCUGGCUCCUUAGAAGAGAGCUAUAGUUCCUUCCUAACCAUGGACCAUCCUGAGGGGUGGGAGGCCGAAAAAGGGCAAUCUGAAGAGCGAAGGCCUCAUCUGGCCAGGACACAUGAGACGAGCAAAUAUCUGAGCAAAUCCCAGCUGGAGGGUCCUGACCAGAACCAAACUGACCCAACUCUCACCCACCUCAAAGAGCAAUUCCAUGAGAGGGAGACAACCUCCAGUGAGACAGCUGAAUAUUUGUAGCAGCUGCUGGACCUCAAGGCCUCAUCUGUCUGAUUGCAGGAUUCCCUCCUCACUGAGCAACAGAGGGAACUUGGCGGGAGAGGACACUGCAUUCAGACGCUCCUAAACUGGCCUUGGGUUCAGCUUCUCCCCUUCCCCAUGGCCCUCUUAGUACUGAUCUCUCUGAGAGGAGUCGCGGGACUGCCAGAACCAGCAAUAACAGACUGGCAAAGUCCUGAGACACCCUUUCCUCCUGGCCUUGUCUCCUGCUUGAAUGAGCACUACCCUAUGGGUGUGGGCUCACCCUGGAGUGGAAGGAGGUCGGAGGGAAGCCCCCAAAAUAUUCAGCACAUUCCCCAAAGCCUCCAGUCCAAGGGGGCUGUCCCCAGGCACGUUGCCCUCAGUUACAUCAGAUGCACCUCAAGGAGAGUGAGUGAGUGCUGGGUUUACUGCCCUGCCUGCGGGACUCAGGGGUGGGUGAUGCCGGGGUUGGAGAGAUGACUCUGGAGAGUUUGAGCUCAUUCCUUCCCCUCCAUCUGUUAAUAUGCUUCUGCCUCCGUUGAGAGAAAACCUAGUUCUCCAUUGCUCUAGUUUUCUCUUGAUGGAUGUGCCUACAUAACUUCCAUGCCAACUCUCUGCAAAGAUCUGCACACAAACGGAGUGGGGGAGACAGCUCCCAGACUCAGAUAAACCACCAUGAAAAUUAACCGGCAGCUUCUGGGCAACCAGAGCUCUCAGAGAUUGAGAACAAUUUCACCCCACAACCCACUUCCCUUCCUCAGCACCCUUGCUCUGGCAGGGUGAUGUUUCCCUUUCUGUCCCCAGCUUGGGCCCUACAGCGCAGCGCAGUGGCCUUCCUGCUUUCCAUUCUGUAGCCUGCCCUCUGAGAGCAGGUGGGAGAAACCCGCUCUUGUUACCUGCUCCUCCUCCCGGCUCUCCAUUCCCAAUUCUGCAUCAUGCCAAACAGGGCCGGUCUAGGAACCACCAAGAAGAGCUCUGCCAAUCCCUUGGAGGGCUGUCACUGGGAGCCAUCGUUCCCCUCAUGUCCUCUGUGCACCCAGCAGAGUGUUGUGAAAGCCACUGAGGACAUUAUGCUGGCAGCUCUGGUGACAGGCACUUCUGUCAGGAAAGAGGUGACAGGCAGUGGAAUUGGCCGGGGUCAUCAAAGACUGUUUUAGGCCUUUUUCUUGUAAGUGCUGGCACCAAAAGUUCCAGCCUCUUCCCGUACCACCCUUCAGGCCAGACUUGCUGAGCGUAGUGCUGAAGCAACCUCAUCUCAAGCCAGUGCCAUCCCUCUUUAGCACCCAGACAUCCGUUUCUGUCACUUCUGCCUUCCCAGGAAAAGCCAUGCUGAAAGAUUUAAGUGUCCCCUCACUCCUUUUCCCUUGGCUGCCUUUUGCUGGAAGGACAACGUGGGACACAAGCGCCUGAGAUCAGGGAUGUGCCUGUUGCCCCAUGUUUGUACAUGGGAGUCCCUGCAUGCAGGCCAGGCUCUCCCCGCAUCACCACAGCCUCUCCGCCAGCCUCUCCUCUCCCCUCAGACCAGGAGGGAAGAGGGCUUCCUGGAGAGGCAGCAUGGGAUGGCUAUUGCCCAAGGACUGGAAGAAGUGAGGGAAGGGCCUCAGAGCCUUCUCUCUUUUCUCCCCUUUGAAAAAAGUUUUUGUCCCCUGAAGCCAUUUGGGAGAAAUUUGGACACAGCUAGCUGCAACCAUAGAUGCUUAGCCAAUGGGGUGGGGAAGAGGAAGGCCUUCAGCACAGCUCUGCUCCUCUGAAGGUUCACAUAGAUCCGCUGGCCACCAGUUACCACUGCACUCCCCAUCCUCUUCCUCCACCCCAGUGCAAAGAACCACUGCCAGGCCCAAGCACACCCUCUUCCACCCCAACCCUUCCACUGUGCAUGCUCCCAUGCCUCCCACUCACACCGUUGUACAGAGACCAAGAGCAGAACUCAUUUGUACAUAGUGAACCUUAUUUUGUAUUAUUGCCAAUCCCUUAAGAUAUUGUAUUUUGGAGACUCUCAGAUCCUAUUUUCAGUAUUGUAUUUUAUUAAGAAUUAGUGCGGGCUUUGCAUCUAUGAACUUCUUUCUUGUUAGCAGCUCACUUUCCCCCUAUACUCCAGCCGCUGCCUCUUUCUUCCAGUUUGUUUUUUUUUGUUUUUGUUUUGUUUUGUUUUUUCAAGCCACCUUUCUCCCUCCUAUCACUUGCUCUGCAUUCGCUUUAGAGAAGCAAAAUAAAAAUAAAAUAAAAAGAUGCAGCAUCA